CAGAUAUGGCUUAUCAAACGGAGAUGAUCAUAGACGCCCAGCCCCAGCCCAUGGGUAACAGCUACACUUUCGGCGGCCAGGCGUCGUGGAAUUCGGAUCUGUGCGACUGCUGUUCCGACAUGGGCGUUUGUCUUUGUGCCACUUUCGUGCCCUGCAUCCUUGCGUGCCGGGUUUCCGAACAAGCGGGCGAGUGUUUCUGCCUCCCUUGUCUGCCCGGUACUCUGAUCGCCCUGCGCACUGGCGUCCGUGAGAAAUACCACAUUCAGGGUUCUAUUACUGAAGACUGGAUGGUUAUGUCUUGCUGUCCGCUUUGCGGUCUCUGCCAACUUUCUCGAGAACUGAGCAACAGAAACUGAAAUGGACGGAGAGCUGAAGAAUCUUCUCACCAGCUAGAACCUGUGGCUCUCCAGAUGUUCAUGGACUACAAUUCCCAUCAGCCCCUGCCAGCAUGGCCAGUUGGCCAUGCUGGCAGGGGCUGAUUGGAAUUGUAGUCCAUGAACAUCUGGAGAGCCACAGGUUGCAGACCCCUGAUAGAUGGGAGGGGAGCCGUUUUGGAACGACACCAGCACAUUCUUAGACGUUCUUAGACCAGAACGUUUUUCAUCCUUGUGGGAGGGACCACGAAAGAAUAAGGACCCCUCUCUAUUUAACCCCACCAUGAGAAUUGUAUCCUAAUAAAAUAAUGUUGCGAUCCUCA
This is a messenger RNA of Sphaerodactylus townsendi, 697 nucleotides long. RefSeq names its product cornifelin homolog A-like. Gene Ontology annotation, cellular component: cornified envelope. The record is from RefSeq and is a predicted model, not a curated record. Lineage: Eukaryota; Metazoa; Chordata; Lepidosauria; Squamata; Sphaerodactylidae. The coding region runs from base 6 to 356 and encodes 116 amino acids. The transcript has 3 exons.